Apis florea (little honeybee) is the source of this 5448-nucleotide messenger RNA. RefSeq names its product Lysosomal alpha-mannosidase II (gene LManII). Gene Ontology annotation, molecular function: carbohydrate binding; alpha-mannosidase activity. Gene Ontology annotation, cellular component: lysosome. Lineage: Eukaryota; Metazoa; Arthropoda; Insecta; Hymenoptera; Apidae. The record is from RefSeq and is a predicted model, not a curated record. Gene Ontology annotation, biological process: mannose metabolic process.
UUGAAGCAUUUUGAAUCUAAUAAAUAUUUUUCCUUAUUUCAUAUUGUAAACCGAUGAAUAAACGAUAGCAGUAGACACUAUCUUCUUUCAACUUUGACGCAAUAAUGAUGGCGCGGAGUCGUAACGUAGAGAAACUAUAUAAAUAGAGGAAGAGUGGGUGAUUGUUUCAUUAACGAUUGAAAGUCUGGAGUGGUGCGUUGGUUAUGUCGUGGCUCGAAUUUUCGUUGAUCUCGCUUUUGCUAUUCUUCACCCAUGGACAUGGGGCGAGCAUUCCAAGAAGGCAAACACAAGUUUGUGGUUACGAGGCAUGUCCUGUAACGGAUUCAAAAAAACUAAAUAUUCAUUUAGUAGCUCAUACUCACGAUGAUGUUGGUUGGUUGAAAACGGUUGAUCAGUAUUAUUUUGGAAGUCGUUCAAAUAUUCAAAAAGCAGGUGUACAAUACAUUCUUGAUAGUGUGAUUGAGGCGUUAUUGGCGAAUCCUGAAAGAAAAUUCAUUUACGUGGAAACUGCAUUUUUAUGGAAAUGGUGGUUGCGUCAAAGCGAAAAAGUCAGGCAAGAUGUGCGAGAUCUAAUAAAUCAAGGAAGAUUAGAAAUUAUCGGUGGUGGAUGGACUAUGAAUGAUGAGGCAGUUACUCACUAUCACUCUCUUAUAGAUCAAUAUACUUGGGGAUUCAGACGUCUUAACGAUACCUUCGGAAGCUGUGCAAGACCAUAUAUAGGAUGGCAGAUAGAUCCUUUUGGUCAUUCCAGAGAACAAGCAUCUUUGUUUGCACAAUUAGGAUUCGAUGGAAUGUUUUUCGGUCGCCUCGAUUAUCAAGAUAAGAUCAAAAGGCUCAAAGAUAAAACGAUGGAAUUCAUUUGGAAAGGAAGUCCGAAUCUAGGAUCACGAGCAGAUUUAUUCACAGUUGUACUGUACAAUAAUUAUAGCCCACCACCUGGUUUCUGUUACGAUGUCUUGUGCAAUGACGAACCAAUAAACGAUGAUCUCGAAAGUCCAGAUUAUAACGUUAACGAUAGGGUCAAUAGAUUUUUGCAAUAUGUGGUUCAUCAAUCUGAAGUAUAUCGUACAAAUAACGUCAUAUUAACAAUGGGAGGAGAUUUCACUUAUCAACAAGCGGAAAUGUACUUUUCUAAUAUGGACUUACUAAUAAAAUAUGUGAGAGAAAGAAAUAGUUCCGACGUGAAUAUAUUUUAUUCUACGCCAUCGUGCUACUUAAAAGCAGUACACGACGCAAAUUUGCAAUGGACGACGAAAGAAGACGAUUUCUUUCCCUACGCGAGUGAUCCACAUUCAUAUUGGACUGGCUAUUUCUCCUCCAGACCAACGAUCAAAUUCUUCGAAAGAAUGGGAAACAAUCUUUUGCAAAUAUCCAAGCAAUUGUCCGCAUUGACUCAAUUGAAAGAUCACGAAAAAGAAUUGGAAUAUUUUCGAGAAGCAAUGGGAGUGUUGCAACAUCAUGAUGCGGUCUCUGGAACUGAGAAACAAUUAGUUGCAAAUGAUUAUGCCCGAAUAUUAUAUAAUGGCAUGGAACAAGGAACAAACAUUGCUUACGAAGCCUUAAGAAAAUGGAUGUUAAAAGAAAAUUCAGAGUUUUUAAAAGGGCACAUACACUCUUGCAUGCAAUUGAAUAUUAGUUCGUGUACGUAUACAGAAGGCAACGAUUUCAUUCUAGCAAUUUACAAUCCUUUGAGUCAGAAUGUCGUAACACCUAUCCGCAUUCCUGUCCAAGAAGAUGCAUACACAGUUGUAGAUCUCGCAGAUGGAAAAGAAAUGAUUUCACAAAUAGUUCCCAUUCCUAGUUCCGUGCAUGCAAUACCGGGAAGAAAGAGUAAUGCGAUGUACGAACUUGUAUUUCUUGCAUCAUUGCUACCUUUGGGUUACAAGUCUUAUGCCAUCAAAAGAGCAGGAAGCGCAAGACAAGAAACUGUGGAGGAAGAAACUUCUAUUGGUAACGAGUUUUAUAAUAUAUCGGUGAACCAGUAUGGUCAUAUCGUAGUCGAAUAAGAAGAAAAAAAUAUGACAGUGACUCAAUCGUUCCAUUAUUACGAAGGAAUGGAAGGAAACAAUAAGGAAUUUAAAAAUAGAUCUUCAGGCGCAUAUAUAUUCAGACCCAGAAACGUAUUCGUUAAAAAUUUCGUAACGCACGGUACUUACAAAGUGUACAAAGGCCCAUUGGUAGAAGAAAUUCAUCAAUAUAUCAAUGAUUGGGUAUCUCAGGUAAUCAGAGUUUACAAUGGAAUAGAAUAUGUUGAAUUCGAUUGGCUCGUUGGACCAAUACCCAUCAAAGAUAUGAUUGGCAAAGAGAUAAUAACGAGAUACUACAGCAAUUUGAAUUCUUCUGGAGAAUUUUACACUGAUAGUAAUGGUCGUGAAAUGUUGAAACGAAAAAGAGAUUAUCGACCGACGUGGAAAGUAAAACUGCAAGAAGAAGUGUCUGGCAAUUAUUAUCCCGUUACUUCGAAAAUUUCAUUGAAAGAUGAAGAAAGACGUCUCAAACUUAGUUUAUUAACAGAUCGAGCGCAAGGUGGAACUAGUUUGAAAGAUGGAGAGAUCGAAAUGAUGGUUCAUAGAAGACUUCUCAAAGACGAUGCAUUCGGUGUAGGAGAAGCUCUCAAUGAAUCUGCAUAUGGUGAAGGUUUGGUGGUUAGAGGUUCUCAUUAUAUUAUCGGUGGUAGCAUAAAAAAUUUAGAUGAACUUGCGAUAAAAGAGAAAAAUUUGGCGCUUCAACUGUUACUUCGUCCAUGGCCUUUUAUUAUAUCUAAUGAAAAUAAUUUUUCGACGUAUGCUAUCUCGCAAAAUAUAGGUCUUGCCAAACCGUUGCCACCAAAUGUUCACAUUUUAACUUUGGAACCGUGGAAAAAAGAUUCUCUUCUAUUAAGAUUAGAGCAUAUUUUCGAAAUAGGUGAAACCGAGAAUUUAUCGAAACCUGUAACAAUCAAUAUACAAGAUCUGUUUAAAACUUUUACGAUCAUAUCCGUUAAGGAGACUACGUUAGGUGGUAAUCAAUGGUUCAAGGAGAUGAAUCGUUUGAAAUGGGAUGCCGAGACGAAUGAUAUUCUUCAAUCGGAAGAAGAAUAUCAGCCUGUAGAAAUUAAAGAUGGUAUCAUAAAUGUAGUUUUGAAACCAAUGGAAAUACGAACAUUUGUCCUUAAAAUAGUACCAAAACGUCUAACUAAAAUUCUCAUGACGUCAGAAGAUGAUGCUUGGGCUCAAACUCUUAUCACAGUAACUCCAGAAGAGGAUGCAACAUUAAGAAAAAUUGCGGAUACAACUAUAGUAUCAUCAACACAGGACGUAAAUUUAGUUCUUGAUCCUGAUGAAAUCGUAAUGAGACGACCGCUUAGACAAUUUGUAGAUACUAAAGAAGCAAAAGAUGAGGUACCAGUAGAGCCAGAAAAGCUAGAACAGCCAGAAGAAAAACCCAAAGAAAAACCCGAAGAUGCAGAAGUUCAAACAUAUUUACAGGGAAUACCAGUCGUACAUAUUUCUACCGAAUACCGAGAUGAAGCCUCACAAACGAUGUAUAUGCAUCCACCAUACCCACCUUUACAAUAUUUUAGAGAUAUCAUGACAUCUAUGAAAGAGGGUCCCAUGCCCGAUUUAAAGAGGAGCAACGUAGCUGCAACUAUUAUUAGCUUCCAUCCCGAAACACCGCAAGAUGUUGUGAUCGAUCAACUAUCCGCGGACGUCACGGACGAAGAACGUGAAGAAUUCGUUUCUAAACUUAGCGACGAAGAAGAAAGGGACAUGGACAUCGCUGAAAUAUUACAUUUUAUAUUAAUACGUGUAUUUUGGAUAGAUGAUCCGACCAGUCAAAUACAACCUGAGACUGCGGAUAAAACUGUGCAAACUUAUAUCAAAUAUAAUAAUCGCACGAAAAUCUUCGUCAUAGAUAAUCAAGUACAAACUGAUUUGAGUUGCGAACCGAAAGAGUCUAACACGAUGCUUUUAUCGGAUUAUUGGGACAAGAAUAUGAUAUUGAAUUACUUGGAAGAUUGUAUUACUAAAGGAAUUGAAGUUAGAAUCAUAGUAGAUGAUAUAAUAGAUGAGAUCAUUGAUAAAUGUGCCGAAAGAGUUAGAUAUCCCAUGAAAGAACAAAGCAUACAAACUAUAGCUACGUACAAAUUAGAUAAAACAGAAAAAGAUGUGUUGAAAAAAUUAAAACUCGAUAUAAUCGUGGAUCCCUUAGAAGCAUCGAUUAUUGUUCUACCUUUGAUAGACGAUUUGUUGCAGAUAGUUUGCGUUAAUGUAUCUAAAAAUGCCGCUAAGAAUGUUAAGAUCAUUUUAAAUAGAAUUCUACAGCGGACGACAAAUAUAAUAACAAAACUUAUGGAACUAGAAAAACAAGCACAGCGCAAGCCAAUAGAUCAAGUGUUAGCUAAAAGAAAAAAGAAAAUUCUUGAAUUGUUGUCGAAGAAAGAAACAGAAACAAUUGCUACACAAACGAGUAUAGCAGCAAUUUCUGAAGUCAAAAAAAUUAUAAAAUCGAAAGAAGUUUUAUGUUCCGUCUGUAGAAGACAGUCAAUGUGUCAAUAUUGUACGAAUAGUCAAAAAAUUGAAGAUGUUCCACAAGAGGAAUUUAAGAUUCUUCGUACACAAGAUAUAUUGUUAGCAUAUAAACCCUGUUAUAUUAUGACCAAAAUAUCCCAAGAAAACAAAAACCUUGAAAUCACUUGUCCAGAAAAAAAUUUGAAAUCUUCUUCAAAACUUCAAGUUUCUUGCUCGAUGGAUUCAAAAGAAUCUCGUCAUACAAUUUGUGUAUUUUUACAAUCUAAUAAACUUGAACCUCGAGAAUCAUUUAACGAAUGGUCUUAUGUAACUGAGGCUACAAUAAUGAAACCAUGUUCUAUAAAAGAAUCCACAAAUAACUCAAGUCAAACAACUGUAAGUUCGUUAGAUCCAUCAUUUCAGCCAGUUUUGUGUAGCACCCAUAGUACAUUAACUUCCCAAGCAGCAACCGCUUUGCAAAUAUUAAAAAAUACAUUUUGUACUCGAGAAACUUGUUUUAUUUCCUCGCAACAAACUUCGCUUAUGGAGAAUGAAAAAGUUUGUAGUUGUAGUAAAUCAAGUUUAACUAUAAAUAACACGAGCUGUACACAACAAACGUGUAAAGCUUUCUCAAAAUUACAUUUACCUAAUACAUGUAACAUUCAAUGUCCUAUAAAAUCACAUGGAGAUGGUUUUAAAAUUAUCCCUAUACAUCUUUCUAAAGAUUCUUCUAUUUGCAAUUAAUAUACAAAUUAAAAUAUUAUUUUACAUAUAUUUAUAAUUAUAAUUAAAUGUAUACAUUACAAUAAUUAAUACAUUCUUAAGAUAUUUAUUUGACAGAAAUAAAUGCAUAUACACUGUUUAAGUAUUCUCAGCCAAGCUACCUAUGUGUCGUAAACAUAAACAUUCAUAAUAUUAUAUGAUACAUUUGUGAUAUUACAUUCAUUUAUUAUAUAUG